GAACUGCUUGCUGUGGGGCUUGGGUUGGAUCCCUCAUCAGUGAACUGAGAUCUUGGAUGCCUCGAAGCUCGGCCAAAAGAAAAAAGAAAGUUGACACAGUGAAUACUACCCCUGAGAGGUUCAUUGGUAGGAAACAGGUCUUAUUUGCAACAUGUGGGAUCUAAUUUCCUGACCAAGGAUCAAACCUGGGACCCCUGCAUUGAGAGCGUCUUAGCCACUGGAGCACCAGGGAAGUCUCUGAUUUGAUGUACUUUUUUUUGCAAAGAUGGAAUUUGCUUGUUAUUUGAAGUGAGAUCCUGAGCAUCCAGUUUUCAGAAGUUAAACUUCAGAAGUAAAGCUACUAAAAUGAUAAGGGCAGUUAUAACUUGGUGGGCUGUCUUCUCCCUCCCAAUUAUCUUCCCACACUACUGAGGUAAAGCCCUCGGGAUUAAUCAAGGCAUUCAGGUCAGAUCAGGGUAAGAUAAUCACUUUUCAUCCAAAAAAGUAAGCUCAGUGGCAGUGUGUUUUGCUUAUGUUCAUCCAUUUAUUUUGAUAAAACUUUUGUACAUGAAGAGAACCAUUGGUGCUACUUAUUUGCUAUUUCCUUCAGCCUUUGCCUUGGAAGGACAUUUUAUCAACAGUCACAGUAAUGGCGGCCGAAGUGCAAAUGGUACUUUAUGAAGAUGAUUCAGUGCAAGUGCAAUAUAUUGAUGGUUCCAGAUUGCAGCUUUCUCCCUGUGGCUCUGAAUUUUUAUUUGAAAAGGCACCUCCUGUUUCAGCACAUCCUUUACAACAGCCAGAAAGAAUUCGCCAAAGGACACACUUUGUUAUUAGCACUUAUCGAGAGCAGUUACAACGAGCCCUCGAUUUUCGUAACUCUUUUGCUACCUGUCCUUUUUUAUCUGAAAGCAUCAUACCUUCUGAAAUGAAAACGCGUAUCUUGAUUGAUGUCUCAGAAGUGAGAUGGCCCAGUCUUGACACUGAUGAUGGCAUGACCUGUAUGCAGAAUGGCACUGUGAGGAUAUCAUCUUUAAAUGGUCACGCAUACCUUUGCCUGCCCAAAUCUCAGCAUGAAUUUACAGUACAUUUUUUGUGUAAAGUAAGCCAGAAGCCAGACUCAUCUAUAGUAGUGUCCGAAAAAAAUAAUAAAGGCAAAAAGGACAAACAGGUUGAAAAAGCUGGCAAAAUCUGUACACAUGGAAGUUUAUCAGGACAGAGAAAACUGAAGAAUAAAGAAAAUGAACUUUAUCAUCAGAUCAUGAAAUCCGAAGGACUUUCAGAGAAGAGUUGUGUGAAUGCAGCCGAAGGGAGGGAGGUGCUGUCUUCACCUGGUACGAAAAACACAUGUGUAUACACAUGGGUAAAGCAGUGCUGGUCUGUGGCCUCCUGUCCGGAGGAAUGGAAAUACCCUUUGUCUUUAGCACUUCGUUUUCAUAAUAAAAUCAGCAGUAUGUCUGGAAUUGAUGCAGAUAUCACCCAGAAGAGAAUGUUAACUUCUGAUGUUUCUGAGGAAAGAGGAAAAGAAGUUUCUGUUCUUCCCAAGGCCCUGUUGCUGAGCUGUCCUGCCCCACACUUGCACAGGUGGAGCUUUUCUGAUUCACUUUCACAGGAACAGUUUGGUGAAGAAUAUUCCUACCAUGAACUAGUCAAAGUGGUUUGGUACAAGGGUGUUACCUAUAGACUUACCCAUAAACAUAUGAACUCAAUAGAGAUUUAUCCUGGAGAUGGAUCUGUUUUCAAAUCAGAAGGAGCUUAUUUGGGGAACUAUUUUACAUAUUAUUCCAUUCAAGAAGAAUCAGAAGAGAGAGAAGAGAAAACUUACUCAGUAAAUAACCUUCCUCCGGAUAGGCCAGGAAAUCCAUUUUCUGUGUGUUCUCUACUUAAACAGGCAACCAGAAUUCUUCAGCAUUGUGCCAAGAUGAGGCUCUCUUUAAGCCAUAACUAUCAUAUAUGCUGCUGGAAAAUGGUACCUGGGAUAAAUGACAGCAGUGUAUUGCCUUUGCUUUUGAGAGAAUCCUUCAUGCCUGGCGUGGGAAGAUUUCUUGCGUACUCAGAUGACAAAGUACAUGCUAUCUUUUUAGAUGGCAUUACUUUAACCCUGAAUUGGAAUUUCGGCUCUUUUAUUGAAAAGAGACAGGUAAAUCAAGGUCUCACCUUAGGUUGGUGUAAGUUAACUUUUCCUGAUGGACAAAAUCAGUUAAUUCAAAUUCAACAUCCCAGACCAUAUGAAAGAUAUGUGACAACAGUAAUAUCAUGGUGCAGAAGGCUGACCCAGAUUAGUCAGCAAGAAAUAUCCAUACAUCCUUCAUCUUCUGUUCCUGAAGAAAGCUGGUCUGUGGCUUCUGAACUUGAAAAGAUACAGAAGUUUAAUUUGUUAUUGGAGAACAGUGGUGUCCUAAACCAGAUUUCUCACAAGAAAAAUGAACAGUCUUUGGAUCGUUGUCAACCAAAAUCUUCAGAAACCUUGCUAAAAGAAGUUAAUGAAAAGAGUGUAUCAGUGGCAUUGAAAAAAACCUCUGAAAUCCUUCAAGAUAUUGACAAUCUUCUAUCAAAUUCUAAAUGGUGAAAAAUGGAAUUAGUACAAUAUAUUAUUAAACCCUGUGGAUAUUAUUUCAAGUGAUUGGUAGAAUAUUACUAGAAAACCAAGAAAGUAUAUAUAUAUAUACAUGACUUGUGUACAAUUAGUAUGUGAGAAAUGAUAUCUAACUUUGGAGGUGUUUUAUCUAACUUAUAAAUUUUAAAAUAUAUAUUUGUAUAUUAUUAAUAAAGAACCAUUUAAAAAAUCUGAACAAU
This is a messenger RNA of Dama dama (fallow deer), 2772 nucleotides long. It is a transcript of the gene C25H5orf34, whose product is annotated as chromosome 25 C5orf34 homolog. Bases 629 to 2545 code for a protein of 638 amino acids. The transcript has 14 exons. Lineage: Eukaryota; Metazoa; Chordata; Mammalia; Artiodactyla; Cervidae. The record is from RefSeq and is a predicted model, not a curated record.